AUGCUGUCAAAUAACGAACUUCGCGGCCCGGUAGUCCGAGUCGUGUCGCAGUCGGUAAAACCCCGCGAUAUCACAGAUGAGUUCACGCAAGCUGCUUCCAAAUUGUGCACUGGACAGCUCGUCAAAGAUGAAUACUUCACUCUCUUCGAGGCCGUCGGCGCCCUGGAGAUCAUGGACUCAAGGAUGGAUAGUGGCUUCCUCGGCCCCGGCGAGAACCACGCACAAGCACUGGAGGACGACUACGAUAUCACGCAGGAGCUGGCUCCGGAACAAAUAGUGGGCAUAAUGGAUGAGCUGCUCUGCCACGAGAUGGCGUGGCAUAUGGGGCAUCCUCUAUCGCAAACACUAUUCACAUCCCUAUACUUGGACAAACUAUUAUGGCCUGUGCCAAAGACACUCGAAGAUGCUCGGUUCAAUCGUGGGAAGCCAGGGUCUAGCCAAGAAGGGUCGGAUUUAUUACACCUUGUACUACGUGCCUAUUGUCUCGCGCUCGCUAAAUGCUGCGACUUCGUCCAUUCACGAGUAGCCAACGAGUUCUAUUACGAAGAAGAGGACUUUGUCACACAGCUCUACAAUCGUAGCCUGCUGUCACAAUUCGACGUGGAAUACUUUCAAGAUCUUCUCGAUCGAGCGAUCUCGUGGACCGAGUCAACGGCCGAUAAUAUUGAUUCAGCUAUGCGCGAUGCUAUCAAACACAGGCUUCUACUACGGCGUGAACUACUUCUCGCACUAGAGGGGGAUGUCGAUAUCAUCGAGGCCAAAUCAACAGGUCGUUUCGAGUCAUGCUUAUCCCAAUUGCCCUUUCUUGCCAAGUCGGUCUCCCUGGGAAGGUCUGUACCUGAAGCUUUCAGCUUGAAGAUACAACGAAGGCUGGCCAGUACGGUACCCCCUCGACCAAUGGUGAACAUCAGCUCCGAAGACGCGCUGGCGCAUCUUCGGCGGCUGUGUCAAGACGCAAUCGACCUCCAAGAACUUCUCGAGUAUGGAGGCCCACAUAAUUUCAAGGUUGCUCUGUGGACACUGCUUUCCCGUAAACCACAACCAUCUGUUUAUAUCCGUUCUCUGGCCCAGGCCAUCAUCGUGAACGAUAUAACAAUACUGGGGACGAUGUCAGCCAAACAAUUUUUAUACGACGAGCUGUCAGAAUUCAUCCUUUCUUCCAGCCUUCUCCUUGAAGCCAAUACAGACGACACCGAGAUGCCGUCAGAUCCCCGAUUUCAAAUUGCCCAGCGGAUGGACAGCUUUGUGAAGCGCUUCGCCCAGCCUUUCAUAGAUACCUUUAGAAGUGCAUGCCUCAACCGCUGUCGAAUCCGUCGGACAUUAUGUCAUACGAUAGUUGACUGGGAUAAUCUUCAGAUGGAGGCAGAAGACCUCGACGAACAGCUUCGUACCCUGAGUGAAGAACCCCCGCUGACACUAUCGAAUGGGGACACCACGUACUCCUAUCCUCUCAGCAGCUGGACAUACCACCAGAAACUUUCCCAAUUUCGCUCCAUUAUCCAACUUGGCUUUGAACUUUCCAUUUACGCACCCGAAGAGCUGGCUGGGAUGUAUUGGUAUCUAUCUCACAUCUGCUCUACACAUCUUGCCCAUUUGGAUCGGAUACGCACAUUUAUGGUAGCCGCAGCCAAAAGAAAUAUCACCUCCUCGGCCGCAAUGAAGCAGGAAGCGGCUGAGCGACAGUCGGCCUUUCACCGAUCUCUUCGGCUCUUAGAGAGACUUACGACACACAUAGUUGCCAUUGACGCAUUUGCGAUAUCCCUGCAUGCGCUCUAUGUACUUCUCACCCGGCAUAACCUCCUGCGCACAGCUUCUGGCCCAGGGGCUUAUUCCAGUGAACGACUGCGCUACGAGAUUCGCAUGAAACCGUUUCUCCCCAUUAACCUACCGGAACUGGUGCCAUACGAAGAAUAUCGCCGAGAAGCAAUUCUCGAGGGGGAUAGUGAUGAGAUCGUGCUAGAACGGGCGUCGAAAGCUGUCGCAGAGGCUCGCAAGGCCUGGGAAGCCACUCUGGCCAACGGCGCUUUCAUGAAGAACUCUCGGGGGGAGGCACACCAAGCGCCUGCCAUCGAGGAGGACUGGAAACGCGACGUGAAGGACACCAUGCGAGCCUGCAUUGGUGCGAGCAUCGCGAUUGAGACCGUGAAAAAGGCCCUGGCGGCCCAAACCGAACAUCCUCGUGUUAAUCUCCAAGUGAAUGUCCCAGAGGUUAGCUCCAAGGCACGCUGGCAUGACUGGUGGGCAGUGCCACAGGUAUCGCCGAUUAAACCGAGCAGUAAACCAUGA
Messenger RNA from Aspergillus clavatus NRRL 1, 2286 nucleotides. RefSeq names its product N-alpha-acetyltransferase 35, NatC auxiliary subunit. The record is from RefSeq and is a predicted model, not a curated record. Gene Ontology annotation, biological process: N-terminal peptidyl-methionine acetylation. The transcript is spliced from 8 exons. NCBI's taxonomy places the organism in Eukaryota, Fungi, Ascomycota, Eurotiomycetes, Eurotiales, Aspergillaceae. Gene Ontology annotation, cellular component: NatC complex. Bases 1 to 2286 code for a protein of 761 amino acids.